AUGGCUCCAAAAUGGUUCCCUGCGUUGUUUACUGAAGAGGAACGACCCAUUGAGGGAGUAGAUGAUCAAAUUAAUGAAACCUGUCUGCUGGCCUUGGCUCUACUGCCUCUACGCUGCCUCUACUGCCGUCCCCCGCCCACCACGCUGCCUCUACUGCCGCCCACGCCUACCACGCUGCCUCUACUGCCGUCCCCCGCCCACCACGCUGCAUCUACUGCCGUCCCCCGCCCACCACGCUGCCUCUACUGCCGUCCACGCCCACCACGCUGCCUCUACUGCCGUCCACGCCCACCACGCUGCCUCUACUGCCGUCCCCCGCCCACCACGCUGCCUCUACUGCCGCCCACGCCCACCACGCUGCCUCUACUGCCGCCCCCCGCCUACCACGCUGCCUCUACUGCCGUCCCCCGCCCACCACGCUGCCUCUACUGCCGCCGUCCCCCGCCCACCACGCUGCCUCUACUGCCGUCCCCCGCCCACCACGCUGCCUCUACUGCCGUCCCCCGCCCACCACGCUGCCUCUACUGCCUUCCCCCGCCCACCACGCUGCCUCUACUGCCGUCCCCCGCCCACCACGCUGCCUCCGCGCCUCUACUGCCGUCCCCCGCCCACCACGCUGCCUCUACUGCCGUCCCCCGCCCACCACGCUGCCUCUACUGCCGUCCCCCGCCCACCACGCUGCCUCUACUGCCGUCCACGCCCCCGCCCACCACGCUGCCUCUACUGCCGUCCCCGCCCACCACGCUGCCUCUACUGCCGUCCCCCGCCCACCACGCUGCCUCUACUGCCGUCCCCCGCCCACCACGCUGCCUCUACUGCCGUCCCCCGCCCACCACGCCUGCCUCUACUGCCGUCCCCCGCCCACCACGCUGCCUCUACUGCCGUUCCCCCGCCCACCACUACUGCCGUCCCCCGCCCACCACGCUGCCUCUACUGCCGUCCCCCGCCCACCACGCUGCCUCUCCUGCCGUCCCCCGCCCACCACGCUGCCUCUACUGCCGUCCCCCGCCCACCACGCUGCCUCUACUGCCGUCCCCCGCCCACCACGCUGCCUCUACUGCCGUCCACGCUGCCUCUACUGCCGUCCCCCGCCCACCACGCUGCCUCUACUGCCGUCCCCCGCCCACCACCACGCUGCCUCUACUGCCGUGCCCACCACCGUCCCCCGCCCACCACGCUGCCUCUACUGCCGUCCCCCGCCCACCACGCUGCCUCUACUGCCGUCCCCCGCCCACCACGCUGCCUCUACUGCCGUCCCCCGCCCACCACGCUGCCUCUACUGCCGUCCCCCGCCCACCACGCUGCCUCUACUGCCGUCCCCCGCCCACCACGCUGCCUCUACUGCCGUCCCCCGCCCACCACGCUGCCUCUACUGCCGUCCCCCGCUACCACCACUGCCGUCCCCCGCCCACCACGCCUCUACUGCCGUCCCCCGCCCACCACGCUGCCUCUACUGCCGUCCCCCGCCCACCACGCUGCCUCUACUGCCGUCCCCCGCCCACCACGCUGCCUCCUCUACUGCUGCCCACCCUGCCUCUACUGCCGUCCCCCGCCCACCACGCUGCCUCUACUGCCGUCCCCCGCCCACCACGCUGCCUCUACUGCCUGCCUCUACUGCCGUCCUCCCCGCCCCCUCGCUGCCUGCCCCCCGCCCACCACGCUGCCUCUACUGCCGUCCCCCGCCCACCACGCUGCCUCUACUGCCGUCCCCCGCCCACCACGCUGCCUCUACUGCCGUCCCCCGCCCACCACGCUGCCUCUACUGCCGUGCCUCCCCGUCCCCCGCCCACCACGCUGCCUCUACUGCCGCCCACGCCCACCACGCUGCCUCUACUGCCGUCCACGCUGCCUCUACUGCCGUCCCCCGCCCACCACGCUGCCUCUACUGCCGCCCCCGCCUACCACGCUGCCUCUACUGCCGUCCCCCGCCCACCACGCUGCCUCUACUGCCGUCCCCCGCCCACCACGCUGCCUCUACUACCGUCCCCCGCCCACCACGCUGCCUCUACUGCCGUCCCCCGCCCACCACGCUGCCUCUACUGCCGUCCCCGCCCACCACGCUGCCUCUACUGCCGUCCCCCGCCCACCACGCUGCCUCUACUGCCGUCCACGCUGCCUCUACUGCCAUCCCCCGCCCACCACGCUGCCUCUACUGCCGUCCCACGCCCACCACGCUGUCUCUACUGCCGUCCCACGCCCACCACGCUGCCUCUACUGCCGUCCCCCGCCCACCACGCUGCCUCUACUGCCGUCCCCCGCCCACCACGCUGCCUCUACUGCCGUCCCCCGCCCACCACGCCGCCUCUACUCCCACCCUGGAGGUGGGUUGAGCAUAUGAGUGUGUGUUCGGGACAUGGAGGAGUGAGAGGAAGCUCUCGAGUGAGACAUGAUGCCUCCCAGGUGUUUGGUGUUCGUGCUGCUGCCUCUACACACCUCUUUUUGCAGGUGCAGCUACAGAGUGCCCUACAGAGGUCCCUACAGAGGCCCCUACAGAGGCCCGUAGAGGCCCCUACAGAGGCCCGUAGAGGCCCCUACAGAGGCCCGUAG
This is a messenger RNA of Procambarus clarkii (red swamp crayfish), 2547 nucleotides long. Lineage: Eukaryota; Metazoa; Arthropoda; Malacostraca; Decapoda; Cambaridae. The record is from RefSeq and is a predicted model, not a curated record.